Stomoxys calcitrans (stable fly) is the source of this 3035-nucleotide messenger RNA. RefSeq names its product bifunctional 3'-5' exonuclease/ATP-dependent helicase WRN. Lineage: Eukaryota; Metazoa; Arthropoda; Insecta; Diptera; Muscidae. The coding region runs from base 71 to 2806 and encodes 911 amino acids. Gene Ontology annotation, biological process: telomere maintenance; double-strand break repair via homologous recombination; DNA replication. Gene Ontology annotation, molecular function: 3'-5' DNA helicase activity; ATP binding; nucleic acid binding. The record is from RefSeq and is a predicted model, not a curated record. Gene Ontology annotation, cellular component: nucleus; nucleoplasm; chromosome. The transcript is spliced from 3 exons.
AAAAUCGAAUAUAAGAUCAGAUUCAUCCAUUUGUUCAUUUGUUUACAAUUAAUGUCCCUACGAUAAUAAUAUGUUUGAGUCAGAUUCAGACGACGAAUUCCUCCGUGGAUAUGAUGUAUCGUAUGAUCCAGAACUUUGCGCAGCAUCUAAAAUGCCGUCAUUGCAAAAAAACGAUAGCGCCGAGUGUAAAAUUAAGUCAGAGGAAAAUAAUGAAUGGGACAACUCAAGUUUGUACGAUGUUCCCGCCGCUUGUCUGACCCAAUCCCAGAUUCCUAACGUUAAUGACGUUCCUCAGAAAUAUUUAGACUGUCUAAUGCAGGAAUUUGGGCAUACUGGUUUUAGAACAGUACAGUGGACUAUCAUACGGUCUAUUUUGCAAGAAGGACGUGAUAACUGCGCAAUUAUGGCCACAGGAUACGGUAAAUCGUUGACGUACCAAUUUCCAGCCGUUUAUCUUGAUAAGGUUGCAAUUGUUGUAAGCCCCUUGAUAUCCCUAAUGGAAGAUCAAGUAAGAGCUUUAAAUUUAACACGCGAACGCGCCUGCUUGCUAGGAUCAGCGCAGUCCGACAAAGAGAUAGACAGACGUAUUCUGAAUUUGGACUUCAACUUGGUUUAUACCACACCUGAGUAUAUAACCGGAGAGUCCGGCCUAAGUCUACUUACGGCCUUAGAAAGUAAUGUGAUAUUGUUAGCUGUAGACGAAGCCCAUUGUAUCUCUCAAUGGGGCCAUGAUUUUCGUUAUGCUUAUCGAAGAUUGAGUGUUCUCCGAAAAACGGUGCCGCAUGUGCCAAUAUUAGCCGUCAGUGCAACUGCAACUUUACAAGUGCGUGAUGACAUAUGUCGUCAAUUAAACCUAAGACAUCCACAGCUAAUGAGUACCGGCUUUGAUAGACCAAAUUUGGAAUUUAUUGUGCGCACAAGAUCCUCUUUGCGAAACGGACUUGGUGUUUGGCUAGAUCUGGGAUCGUUUAUCUUUCGAGCCUUGAAUGAUCAUGGAUCCGUUAUUAUCUAUUGUAAUACAUGCAAGCAAACUGAGAUUGUGGCUAACGAAAUAAAGCAGCAUGUUCCUUGCAACAUUUAUCACGGUAAACUUUCAAUGAAGGUGAAACAUAGAAAUCAGCACGAGUUUUCCCGCGAUGAGGUUCGGGUUAUCGUAGCAACAAUGGCUUUUGGCAUGGGCAUCGAUAAGCCAGAUGUUCGAUUGGUAGUUCAUUAUGGCGUUCCUAGUGAUUUGGAAAGAUAUUAUCAAGAGGUGGGUCGUGCUGGACGCGAUGGCUUACACUCCAAGUGUGUUCUCUUCUACAAUUCUUCCGAUUGGAAAACACACCAGCUUCUUCGUGAUGGUUCAAAUCAACGCCAUUUAAUGCAUCUGGAGAAUCUAGCUGUAAAGAUGUCUGCUUACACCAAGUUAGCCACUUGUCGAAGAAAAUUUAUAUUAGAAUAUUUCGAUGAUGAAGCUGCUUCAACAUUACAAACAAGAAAAGACUGCUGUGACAAUUGUUUCAGAAUUGCGAACAAAGUUGAUUAUGGGAAAAUAUACGAGGGAUUAGACGAGAAUGGCAUGUUGGAUAUUACGGAAGACUCAAUAGAUUUUCUUCUGCUGAUAAAAGAUUUGAAUGGUCGAUUUGGUCUGGGCAAGAUAAUUUUAAUACUGAGGGGAUCAAAGCGGCAAGAAGUUCCCAAACAAUAUUACAAGCAUCCUUUAUUUGGCAAAGGAUCAUCAAAGUCUGAAGCUUGGUUCAAAAUGUUGGCUGAAAACUUACAAUCAUUAGGUUAUGUUCAAAAUGUAACUAAGCAGAGUGCUUUUGGAGGUUACUCUUUGUUAGACCUCACCACAUUAGCUAAAGAUUGGCUAAAUGAAACACGAUCAAAACGUUCCCCCAUUAAAAUAGAAGUAUAUGAAGAUAUUUUAAAAUUUUUAAAACCGAAAAAGUGUAAAUUACCACCAGCUACAAUUUCGUUGGGAGCGAAGACAGAUUCAGCAAAACAGGAAGAUGUCGAACUCAUGAAGGCACUUAUGAAGGUUCGUACCCAAAUAGCUACAGAAUUGGACGUUAUGCCAUAUAUGAUAGCUUCAAAUAUCGCUCUGAAUCAAAUAAAUGAACACAAACCCAAGACAGUGGAUGAGAUGAAGGCAUGCAAGUUGGAUGGUUUCUAUGAAGCGAAAUAUAUACGUUUUGGAAGUGCAUUUGUUAAGUGCGUUUGUGAUUAUGUCAACGGCACGACUGACACAACAAUAAAAUGCGAAUCCUUACCGAAAGAACAGUUGCAAAAUCCCGCAAAAGUAGAACAGUUGCAAAAACCCGCAAAAGUAGAACAAAUUCAUAAGGAACCAAUCAAAGUGGAAAAUGCAUUGGAUUCUUCUCGCAAAAGGCGAUUAUCCAACGACUUAUGGGGCGAUGACUCUGAAUAUGAUGAUGCCGAAUUAUCACAAAUUGGAGAUGAAACAGAAAAAAUGCUGCAAAUUUCAAAAGAAAGUAAUAGUAAUGAUGAAUCGUUGGAAAGUACAGAAUUGGACCUGCUAAUAGCCGACAUAGAAAAGGUACAAAAGGAAAUUGAAAGCGACCAACAAAUUAAUAGCGCCGCUUCAACAAAAUCACCGAAUAUAAAGGCAUCUUCGUUGAUAAUUCAAAAGCAACCAAUUUAUCAAUACGAAGACAGUUCGGAGAGCUCCGACGACGACAACGGAAAUACACCACAGAAAACAUCACCAAUACCAGUAGUGUUCAAAACUCCAGAAAAACUACAUAAAUCACCUGUGAAAAGAAGCCGUAUAUUACCAUCUUGGAUGAAAAAGAGCCAUUAAAUUCUGUGAUGUAUGAAAUUUGUUUUUUUUUUAAUACAAAUAAUUUUCUUUCGUUAUUUAUAAGUAAAAUUUGAGUUCAGACCUUAAUAGAAAAAGUUAUGGUAACUAUUAAUCGAAAACCAGUCAAUACACGGGGUACAGAUUGAUACCCCUUGAUAUCUAAUUGGUUGUAUAAAAUUGGAAAAAGAAAAAGUGAAAAAAGUGCACUUGCAAAAGGCAUGUAACCUUA